UUGAAUUUGUGAAAUCAUCUAUGAAAUCAUUGAGGAGAGAGGACUAGGCACAUUUGCAGUCUCUCCGUCCCUCACUCAACUUCCUCUUUACUCUAGAGCCUCUGAAUGGGCGAUAUUGUUAAGGUUGAAUGAUCUGAAGUGAAGGCAUUCAAAUGACAACUAGGAGAGAAGUGUCAUCAGAAGGAGGGAGCAGCAGGACUGCCAGCCCUUUAAAUAUCGAGCUACUGCCUCCAACUGUUAGUGUUAUUAGCUGUAGCAGCGAGGAAGAGACUCCAAUUAAUGUAGACACUGGAAACAGAGCUGCUACUGCCCCUUCUGAUCUGAGGGUACAGCAGAGUGUAACGUUUUCUGAUAUAAGCACUGCUCCUUUUAGGCACUUGUCUGAUGCAGCAUCAAUGGACUCUGCUGUAUCCACUUCUCCAUUGACAAGCAAUGGAGGAAGAAGGACCGGAGUUGAAACUAUAAUAGAUGGUUCCAUCAGCUUUGCUCCUUCUAGAGAGAAACUAAAACAUCUUAAAUCGAGACUAAAGCUUCACGAUUUAUCGCAGAACGAGCUGGAGCUAAAAGCUGCACUGUAUUUUCAUAUAUGUAAUCCACUCAAGAGGUGGAAAGUGGAAAAACUUGUCCCAUACAAACUCGUCCUUCAAGUUAUCAAGACGUUCCUUUUAGUAGCUCAGGUGCUAUUGUUUGCCUACAGUACUUCAAAUCACCGCUCUGUCUUCCUGUAUAAUUCAGGACUUCUAUUUGACCAGCUGCUCUCAAGGAAUACUUCGAUUGUAUCUUAUGGGACAGUGAGGUACAGCUACACCCAGUCCAGUCUCACUGCUGAUAUGGAUCACUUGCUGGACAGGUAUUAUCAGUUGCCAAACAUAACAUUGGGUAGUUAUGGACAUCAGGUUAACCCUGAAGGAGAGCCGGAGCCUGUACGAGCUACUCUUGUACAAUUUAAAGAAUCUCAACCCAACCCUACCUCCCCUCAUUAUUAUUCAUUUGACUACACUCCAAUCACCACAAUAGUUAUACUCAAUUCAACUGACAAUGGGACACUGACAGAUCAACUGUAUGAACAUGGGAUGGACCUAACUUUUGUGAGGUUUAUUUCUCUUGAGCUUCAGAUGAGUAUCACAGGUGUUCUGAUUACAGACACGUCUCACAUUGAAUGUUAUCUAUUUUAUGUGAAAGUUUUGUAUCAAAAGGAGUCCAGCAAAGGAAGGAUUUCUUAUCAUCUGAAGACAGAGGACGAGAAGAUUGAAUGUAAUGGAGACCCACCAGCUGACGUUUCUUCAUUUCUCAUAUUUCUGACAGUCCUUGAUGUAAUUGUGAUCAUUGCUUCAGUCAUAUCAACUGGUUUUAUCUGCCACACCUUAAGAAGAAGCUUUGUACUAGCAAAAGCUAUGGGUGAGUUCUACGAGUCUCAGUUGGGUAUUUAUGAUUUGAGUUGGUUUGAGAGGAAAUCUCUAUUUUCCAUUUGGCACAUCUUCACUGGUUUCAGUGACUUAUUACUAAUAAUAGGAACACUCCUCAAGAUAUUAUUAGAGUAUGAGGUCCCUGUACAUUCAGUGACUGUUCGUAUAUUAAUUGGAACAGCUUUGAUUGUUCAGUCGUCGGCAAUGCUUAGAUACUUCAGCUUCUUCAAACAACUCAACGCUUUAACUAGGACACUCAGUGCUGCUUCCCCUGAGCUGAUAAAGUUCCUUUUUUGUACGUCAAUCCUCUACUUUGCUUAUGCUCUGUGUGGCCUAGUCGUGUUUGGAUCUUACAAUGAAGAAAUGUUUGGUAACUUUGGCAAUAGUGUUGAGAUUCUCUUUGCCCUCAUAAACGGUGACAGUAUUUGGCUCAUUUUCAGAGCCUUCAAUGAUCAAGACAUCUUAAUCUAUAUCUACAGUCGACUCUUUGUCUACUUGUUCAUAUUCUUGUUCAUCUAUGCUGUCCUUAAUCUCUUCACGUCACUUGUUAAAACUGCCUAUGAUAAUUCUUCGCUUGUUGAUCGAGCAACCAUUAAUGAAGUGAGACGAUUUGUGUUUUCUGGACCACUCACUGACAAAGGUGUGGCACUGAAGGACGUAACAUACGUUAACAAGUAUGUUAAACCAGAGGUUAUAUUGAAGAGGAAAAAGAAACCAUCCAGAACAGACAGCAGAAACAUUAUUGGAGAUCUAGACUGACCACUACAUUCUUUUCGUGUGCAUUUCAAUUUUAAUUUUGUUUAUGGAAGAUAAUUACAUGCAAAUUUUGUAUUAAAUUCUUUCCAAAAUUGUCAUUAAUUUUGUCUUCACUUUGAACAUCAGUUAAAAA
Messenger RNA from Amphimedon queenslandica, 2295 nucleotides. RefSeq names its product mucolipin-3-like. Gene Ontology annotation, molecular function: NAADP-sensitive calcium-release channel activity. Gene Ontology annotation, cellular component: plasma membrane; lysosomal membrane. The record is from RefSeq and is a predicted model, not a curated record. The coding region runs from base 153 to 2165 and encodes 670 amino acids. The transcript has 14 exons. Lineage: Eukaryota; Metazoa; Porifera; Demospongiae; Haplosclerida; Niphatidae.